AUGCUGUCUGUGCUGGAGACCCCCAGGCACCUGCCGAGUCCUGCUAGUUGUGGGUCCUGCUGGCUCUGCAUCUCUCCCUCCUGGGCACUGUGUUCCCACGAGGUCUUGGCUUUGACACAUCAUCUUUUUCCCCUUUUCCUUCACUCUCCAGGUUGCAAAAUCAAAGCCCUGCGCGCCAAGACAAACACAUACAUCAAGACGCCGGUGAGGGGCGAGGAACCCAUCUUCAUCGUCACCGGGAGGAAGGAGGAUGUGGAAAUGGCCAAGAGGGAGAUCCUCUCAGCUGCUGAGCACUUCUCCAUGAUCCGAGCGACACGCAACAAAGUGAACGGGCUGACGGGUGCCCUGCAGGGUCCCCCCAACCUACCGGGCCAGACCACCAUCCAGGUGAGAGUCCCAUACCGCGUGGUGGGGCUGGUGGUGGGCCCCAAGGGAGCCACCAUCAAGCGCAUCCAGCAGCAGACGCACACCUACAUCGUGACACCCAGCCGUGACAAGGAGCCCGUCUUUGAGGUGACGGGAAUGCCCGAGAACGUGGACCGGGCCCGCGAGGAGAUCGAGGCCCACAUCACCAUGCGGACAGGCUCCUUCGUCGACGUCAACGCCGAAAACGACUUCCACACCAACGGCACCGACGUCUGCUUGGACCUGCAGGGUGGUUCUGCCGGUCUGUGGGCCAAAGCUCCACACCCGGCCCGCCGGCCCGCGGCCGCGCUGCGCAACGACAGCCUCAGCUCCCUGGGCAGCGCCUCCACCGAGUCCUUCUACAGCGGGCGGGUGGCAGAUAACAGCCCCACCAGCCCCUACAGCACCGGCGGUGGAUUCACCUUCAGCGAUGCGCCGGCCCCGCUGGGCUCGGAGGAAUGCGACUUCGGUUUCGACUUCUUGGCCUUGGACCUGACGACGCCGAGUGCCGCCGCCGCCAUCUGGUCGCCCUUUGAGCGUGCUGCCAACCCCCUGCAAGCCUUCGGCGGCUCGCAGAGACGCAACAGCGGCACGGCCACACCACGCCAUUCACCCACUUUGCCCGAGAGCACCGGAGGGGCCUUGGAGCACCCCUUGGCGCGCCGGAUCCAGAGCAACCCCGUCAGCACCUUGUCCUGGCUGCCCACCCAGGGCUCGCUCUCCUCCUUCUCCACCAGCACGGGUUACUCCUCCUCCUCAUCGCUGCCCGGCAGCGUCUCGGCCGCCUCGGGCUCACCCACCGACUCCAGCAGCUCCGACGGGCAUCGCAAGAGCUCUCGUGAGUGCAUGGUGUGCUUUGAGAGCGAGGUGAUCGCCGCCCUGGUGCCCUGCGGCCACAACCUCUUCUGCAUGGAGUGUGCCAUGCGCAUCUGUGGCAAGGCCGAGCCCGAGUGCCCCGCGUGCCACACACCGGCCACCCAAGCCAUCCACAUCUUCUCCUAGCCGGGGCCAGCUUGACGCGGCGAGCAGCCCCACUCCCCUCCCCUCCAACACAACUUUUUAAGGACUUGAAGCGGUUGAGGUCAACGCAGUCGUUGGGGUCAACACAGCCGUUGAGGUCAACGCAACCAUUGGCAUCAAGGCAACCGUUGGGGUCAACGCAGCCAUUGGGGUCAACGCAACCGUUGAGAUCAACGCAGCCAUUGGAGUCAACGCGACCGUUGGCAUCAACGCAACUGUCGGCGUCAACCCUUUUUAUUUAAAGGAUUGGACUGGGGGUGCAGGGGUGGGGAUGGAGAUGCUAUUUUUCUCCCGCUGGAUGGAAGCCGGAGGGCAGGAUCGCGGGGAGGGGAGGGGGCAGAGCAAAGGGGUUGGGAGGGCUGGGGAGGAAGGGGCAGACGAAGACGACGAGGAAGAGACGCAGAACCGCAGAGAGGAGCAGAACCCAAUGUUUACAGAAUAGCUUUAACUCUUAGCCCGGCUGUGGCGGCUGGGGAGAGGAAGCCCAGCUGUUCUUCAACAGUCCUUUCCAAAUAACAGUAUUCAGUUUGCAAAGUUAAAUAAACAGAAAGAAAAGG
Meleagris gallopavo (turkey) is the source of this 1982-nucleotide messenger RNA. The record is from RefSeq and is a predicted model, not a curated record. NCBI's taxonomy places the organism in Eukaryota, Metazoa, Chordata, Aves, Galliformes, Phasianidae.